CUCGGCUGCCAUCUCUGCAGAGGAACAACAGGCUCUGUGACAAAGGUUCCCCGACACUGCCCACGGGGACCCCAGAUGUCGAGGCAGGGAAGGAAUGGACGAAAGCUAUGAGACAUUUGAAGAGGAGUUGUGGCCACCAAGAGCAGAUCCUCCUCCACAGAAGCCUGUUCGACAGACCCGCAGACCAGAAAUGUACGCUACAAGGAAAGUCAGAGAGGAAAUGGCUCCAUUUCCACAGCAGCCUAGAGCAGAACCCAAGACUUUAGUCAAGGAACCCAGUUUACCCAGAACAAUUCCUUCAGCACCUGUGCUUAAAGCAGUACCCGUCCAAAACAAGACCCAGACUGAGACACCGUGGGAGAAUGUCACCCUCAACCGCUGUCUGUUUGUGGCCAUCACCAUCCUGGUGCUCACCUCAGGUUUUCAAAGGCUUCAUGAAACUCUGCGUGGUCAGGGGAUAGCAGAGGAGGAGGAAGAAGUUGGACUGACAGUGAGGCGAUCAGGCACAUUACGACACAGAGGAUUACCACCAGAGACCGAGACAUCUCUAUGGGACGUCAUGUUUUGGUGGCUGCCAGACCUUGAUGAUGAUGAUGAUGAGGAUGAUGAGGAGGAGGAUGAUGAUGGAGAAGUCAAAAGAGGAAAGAGAGGAGUGAAGGCACGAGCAUCAAGCCGACUCAGAAACAAGCCACUACUAGACAAAAAACUCUUGAAGCAAAGAAAAGGGAAAUUAAAGGACAGGAGAGCCAAGAAAGCCAGGGACGAAGAAACCAAAGAGAAGAAAGAGAGAGAUAAAAUGGAGGAACCUGAAGAAGCAGGAGAUGGUGAAGAUGAGGAUGAAGGAACUGAGGAGGCAGUGCCUGAAAAAAAUAAGAAGCCGGAGGAGAAAGAGAAGAAAAAGACUCACAAAGGAUGAGUUGAUUCUAUCUUACGUGGCAGAGGCCGACUCAUUUUCUUAACAAUUUUCAUUUGAAUAGAUUAGAUAACGUUUAUUAAAGGAGGUGAUAUUGAAUUCUUUUAAAAACAAUGGAGACACAAAAAUAAGGUUGGCUUCCAGUUGAACGACUGCACGCAAUCAGUGUCAGUGUGUUACAGCUUUUAGGUGCUUUGCUAGACAGAUGUAAUUUGCAUAAUGGAGCUCUGAGUUACCUGUUAAGACAUUUUCAUUUUAUUUAAUGUACUGACUGCGUAGUUUUAAUCUCCAUCUGAUCAUCUGAUUGCCUUUACUGCUGAAAGACUUAAAUAAAUUGUUUGUCAAUCAUG
Epinephelus fuscoguttatus (brown-marbled grouper) is the source of this 1263-nucleotide messenger RNA. Its product is annotated as junctional sarcoplasmic reticulum protein 1. The coding region runs from base 95 to 916 and encodes 273 amino acids. Lineage: Eukaryota; Metazoa; Chordata; Actinopteri; Perciformes; Serranidae. The transcript is spliced from 7 exons. The record is from RefSeq and is a predicted model, not a curated record.